UGUCGGUGGUGUCUCGCGUAGGUGUACCGUUCCAUCGGGCUUGUCCGAGUCGUUGUCCCUGGUGAUCGGACGACGACGGCCAUUGCCAUCGCCGGUUCCUGGUGCCAUCGUCGGUCGACGCGAUCCGCGUCACCAUUAUGCCACGCUGUCUCAUGGCGAAAAAGUGGAAGUGGAAUCAGUGGCAGGCCCGCGUGGACGAUCAGGCGAACGAGCAGAAGGACGCGACGCCAUCCGGGGCCGCGAGCCCGCAGGAGCAGCAGGCGCAACAUCAUCUGCUGCAUCAGACCGCGGAUGCUAUGGAGAAGCGGUCGCACAGCCGGCAUGAGCCGAUCGAGGACGAGGAAAUCGACGUGGUCGGAGACGUCGAUAACCAUCAGGUCGAUCAUCAGCAGACCUGUUGGGGGCCGCACAGUCCCACGGCGGGGGCUACGGCCCCCAGUCCGCCGCCCCUCAACGCUUCCGGCGCUCUGUACUAUCACGGCUACACGCACGAGGCAUGGAUCAACCACGAGGAGCCGCCCAAGUACGCGACGCUGCGCUCAGCGGCGGAAUUGGCGCGUCCGGUAGCUCCGUCGCCGCCACCCCCGGCUGCGCAGCAGGAGCUACCGGUUCCGGUACUGACCGGGUCGAGUUUGCAUCAAGCGCCGUCGCAUCAAACCACGACAAAUCCAUCGUCAUCGUCGUCGUCGUCUGUCGCGCCCCUGUGCCUGCCACCGCGCAAGAGCCUCUCGAUGUCCUUCACCAGCACCGGCACGGCGUUAUCCUUACCGCCCAAGAAGAAGGACAUCUACCGUCCUUACAGCCUGCAACCGAUCUCGGAGAUACGCACGUCCGCCGAGGAGGACCUGUCGGCCGCGCAGGCCAUCCUGGAUCUCAGCGCGUCGCCCGCCGCGCCCACGCACUCCGUUUUUAUUCACACCCUGUCACCUCCGCCUCCACCGCCGCCGCCGCCGCCGCCGCCGCUGCCGCCGCCGCCCGCGGCCGCAAACGUCGUCGCCCCGAACGCGACCGCGACUGUGCAGCAGCAGCAGCAGCAACAGCAGCAACAGCAGCAGCAGCAGCAGCAACAGUUGCAACCGGCACCGACGGCGGGCACGCAACAACCUAUACCGGUCUCUGUGCUGGUGCCGGUGCCAAGUUCGCAGACCAACCAGCUGCGCCAACAGGAGCAAACGCCGCCGCAGCCGCAGUCGCCAGCAACCGCGGAGGCCACUGGCGGAACCUGCAACGUCGGCAGGGAUAGCACCACCAGCGGCAACAAGACUGUCGCCUACACCUACGAGGCCUUCUUCGUGUCCGAUGGCCGGUCGAAACGUCGCGGCGGCGGCGGCGGCGCCAGCAGCGGCGGUAGCAACGGCGCCGCCGUGCCCGACAAGGAGGCGGCCCAGCCGGACAGGCCCAAGUUCACGUGCACCGAGUGCGGCAAGCAGUACGCCACGUCGUCGAACCUGUCGCGGCACAAGCAGACGCAUCGCAGCCUCGACUCGCAGUCGGCCAAGAAGUGCAUCCACUGCGGCAAGGCUUAUGUCAGCAUGCCCGCCCUGGCGAUGCACGUGCUCACGCACAAGCUCGCCCACAGCUGCGGCGUAUGCGGCAAGAUGUUCUCGCGGCCCUGGCUGCUGCAGGGUCAUCUGCGCAGCCACACCGGCGAGAAGCCGUACGGAUGCGCCCACUGCGGCAAGGCUUUCGCCGACCGCUCGAAUCUGCGGGCGCACAUGCAGACCCACUCGGCCGAUAAAAACUACGAGUGCUCGAGGUGCCACAAGACCUUCGCUCUCAAGUCCUAUCUAAACAAGCAUCUGGAAUCGGCGUGCCUGCGCGACGAGGAGAUGCAGCAACAGCAGCAUGCCGGUAACAGUGCCACGCAGAACACCAAUCGAGGCUUGUAGCAGCGCUUCGAGAAGGGGAACAACGACGCCACGAGGAGCGAGGAAUCGAGAAAAAGCUAGCGGUGCCCCGUGAUCGCCGCUUGAUCGCGAAGAGGCACGAGGAUACGAAGAGCAAGGGAGGAGAUAUAAGGUUUGCCGUAGAUUUUAAGUAGAAAAGUGCCAGUAGAGACAGAAUUGAGAGUUAGAAAGAAAGAGAGAGAGAGAGAGAGAAAGCAAAGAUGGAAAAGAAAGGAUGAUGUGAGUAGAGAGUUAGAUUGGAACGAAAGGGAGCAAGAGAGAGGGAGAGCGUGAGUUUAUUAAUAAUGUCUAACAUUAAUAAAAACGUCCAGUAAUGUUAAGUCGUAAAAGAAAAAAAAAACACGUCGAACGAUGACGUCCACACUGCAGAGUCUAGUCACUCUAGUCGAUUAUAUACCUAUUACAUUAUGAUAUUAUAUUAUUAUAUAUAUAUUAUAGUAUAUAUAUAUAUAUAUAUUUACUAGCGCGUACGAUAGUCCGCGAACUCGUUACGAAGACAUUAUUUAUUAAUACUUAGCUGCCUAAAUUUAAAAAAAAAAAAAGGAAAA
Messenger RNA from Formica exsecta, 2455 nucleotides. It is a transcript of the gene scrt, whose product is annotated as zinc finger protein 628-like. Gene Ontology annotation, molecular function: DNA-binding transcription factor activity; RNA polymerase II cis-regulatory region sequence-specific DNA binding. The record is from RefSeq and is a predicted model, not a curated record. Gene Ontology annotation, biological process: regulation of transcription by RNA polymerase II. Lineage: Eukaryota; Metazoa; Arthropoda; Insecta; Hymenoptera; Formicidae. The transcript has 3 exons. Bases 138 to 1889 code for a protein of 583 amino acids.